Ostreobium quekettii is the source of this 1482-nucleotide messenger RNA. The record is from the annotation of a GenBank genome assembly. NCBI's taxonomy places the organism in Eukaryota, Viridiplantae, Chlorophyta, Ulvophyceae, Bryopsidales, Ostreobiaceae.
AUGGAGGCCAUCCCCUUGAGGCUGGUCGCCGCGGCGGCCCUGCUGGCCGCCUUUGUCGCCGGUCUUGCGAGCAGAUGGCGGCGUCGGGCCAAGUACGACCUGCACCGCAUCCCCGGCCCGUCCGCCUACCCGAUCGUCGGCAACCUGCCUCAGAUGUUCUCAUGGAAGGCCCCUCGGCCGCACCUGAAGGUCCUGGAGUGGAUGAAGGAGUACGGGAAUAUCGUCAAGGUUUCUCUUCCCGGCGUGGGGGGCUAUCACCUGUUUGUAGGCGAUCCUGAGUACCUCCAGAACAACGUCACGGGGUAUGGUGGCAACGGCAUGCCCAAGUCGCCGUUCUACAAGGAGCUGCAUAAGAUUCUGUCUCCGGUGCCCGGCAGCAGCAUCUUCACCAGCCCCGAGCAAGACGACCACUGGAAGUCGGUGAGGAAGGGGGUGGCCAAGGCGUUCAGCACGGCGGCCCUCAAAGACGCGUUCCCCAGACUCGUCAAGAAGGCCGACGAGCUGGUCCGCUUGAUAAGAACGCACCCGUCCGCAGAGCCCAUUGAAGUGGAGCGCCUGAUGCUGAGGUACAUGUUCGACGCCCUCGGCGUGGUGGGCUACGACAUUGACUUCAAGUCCCUGAAGGACGACCGCCACCCCGGCCUGCAGGCGCUCGAGUACUGCAGCACGGACGUUAUGGCCAGCGCGACGAACCCGUUUCGCCGCCUGGUCAAGUGGGCUUUCCCCACUUGCAAGCUCGCCCGAGAUUGCAGAAGAAUGUACGCCCAGAUUUACGCGCACUACGACCGGAUGCUGGCGGAGCUGAAAGCAAGGGGCACGCCAGCAGCGGAUGACAUGUCCAUUGGGGCGUGUCUGAUGCGGCUCAAGAACCCUGAGACUGGAGCGCCGCUCGACGAAGCGCGCCUCCUGCAGGAAAUCGCGACGUUCGUCGUGGGGGGCACCGACACGACCACCCACCAGAUAGUGUGGGUCCUGCUCGCGAUCGCCGCGCACCCGGACGUCCAGCAGGGCGUCGUGGACGAGCUGAAGGCCAGCGGGGUGUUCGCGCGCAUCAGGAAAGGGGGCGUGGGCCGACUUUCCUACUCCGACGUCAUGGGGCUCAGCUACUUGGGCAUGGCGGUGAAGGAAGCGAUGCGGAUGUUCCCCGCGGUGGUCGCCAACGUCAUCAGGAGCGUCCCGAGCGACAGUGUGCGCGUGUGCGGCUACCGCGUUCCAAAAAACACGGUCAUCAACAUCUGCCCGUACGCCUUGAACCGCGUGCCCUGGCUGUGGGACGACCCCGAGGUGUACGACCCGGAGAGGUGGCGCAAGGCCGCGACGGUGGAAGAGUCGCGGGACGGGACCGCGCCCGGGAAAGGCGCCGCAACGGGUGGCGGAUGGGCCUUCAGCGACGGCCCCAGGAGCUGCAUCGCCCAGAGGAUGGCCUUAAUGCAGAUGCACCUGGCUGCGGCGUUCCUUGUGGCCAACUUCAACAUCAGGUAG